This is a messenger RNA of Dracunculus medinensis (Guinea worm), 1590 nucleotides long. NCBI's taxonomy places the organism in Eukaryota, Metazoa, Nematoda, Chromadorea, Rhabditida, Dracunculidae. The record is from the annotation of a GenBank genome assembly.
AUGUCUGCAGCGUCGUCAUCGUCGUCGUCGUCACCGUCGUCACAAGGAAUACCGCGAAAAUUUAGCGAGAAAAUAGCAAUAAUGGAGAGGAAAUCAAAUGAGGAUCACGAAGUAUUUCAAUCAGUUAUGCGAGAUAUUCGUGCGAUAACUUCUGCCUCAUCGUCGUUAUUAUCAAAUUCGUCCAAGGAACGAGAAAAAGCGGGACGAGGUCGGGAAGGUCGCGACGAAGGUCAGGAGGGUGGGGCUGAGGACGAGCCAGUCGCGACAACAACAGCUGUAGUGCCACCGCAGUGGACUGUUAGUAAUAAUAGUCGGAUAAAUUUUAUUGGUGCUGGUGGUUCGUUGCCAAAUGUUCAUGAGAUGUUACAGCAACAGCAGUCGAUUCAAAAUUGGCAGCUUUGGCCAAAUUCUGUUAUUCAGACGAGUCAUAAUCACCAGCAGUAUUUUCAGCAAGAACAACAGCAACAUCAGCCGCACCAUCAGCACCAACAGUACCACAAUUAUCACCAUAAUCGUACUCGUUCACCGUCAUCGUCGUCAGCAGCAGGUGUGGCAGCAGUAGCAGCGACAACAGGAACAACGGCAGCAACGAUGACAACAAUAACGCAGCAUUAUCAUCCCUAUCGGACAAAUAAAACUGUUAUUGAUCAACAGCAACAUGGUUUACUUCUUCCAUUUGAUUAUUAUUACAAUAAUAAAUUAGCAGCGUCAUCGUCAGCAUCAUCGCCAUCCUCGAAUAAUGGAUUUGGAGAAGGAAUUUUCGGAGGAAUAAUAGGAGCAGGUGGAGGAAGUGGUGGCGAAGGAAGGGAAACAGGAACAAGUGCUCACAAUCAUUUACAGCCGCCAACACUUCUUUAUAAUAAAGCAUUUAGUGAUCCGACCAUUCAUAUGAAUCUUAAUCUUUAUGAAACAUCAGCACUUCAACGUUCAUUAAACUUUGAAUGCGAUGUUCAUCGAAUAAAUCAACAACAACAGCAGCAACACCAACAACCACAAAGAAUGUUCGAUCGGUCGGCAAAUGUAGAACAGCCUUCUUAUUUAACGAUGACGAAAAGAAAUUAUUCUUCAAAUGAUAUGUUGGUGAGUUCGUCAUUAUCAUCAUCACCAGUUGCUGCAGCUGCAAUUGCAACAAAUAAUAUGCAAAUAAGUCGACCCCAACAAUGUAGCAGUAGGUCUUCAUCUACAGCGUCAUCACCGUGCCAGUCAUCACAGCAAUAUAUUUAUAUUACUUGCAACAGUAAUACUAAUAACAACAAUUGUAAUAGUAAUAACGAUAAUAAUAAUUUGCGUGCAAUUUCAACAUUAACAACACCUUUUACUUCAAUAAUUGAUACAUCGCAAUCAGCACCAACAAGUCCAUUACAAUAUAAUGCCGAAAUACCGACUUUAAUUUCAUCAUGGCCAUCAAGAAAUUUUUCAAAUAGUCCCGAUUCAUUAGAAAUUCCAAAUAUUGUAUUAACUGGUACUGAUGGACAGUUGGAUUGUUUUCAAGAUUUACAAGAUUUACAUUUGGAUGUUAACGAAAUUCAACAAUUACUUAACAAUUCGAACGAGGUUGAUGGAAUAUGUGAAACGCAACUAUUUCAUUGA